This is a messenger RNA of Esox lucius (northern pike), 1078 nucleotides long. It is a transcript of the gene txndc17, whose product is annotated as thioredoxin domain containing 17. Gene Ontology annotation, molecular function: protein-disulfide reductase [NAD(P)H] activity. The record is from RefSeq and is marked provisional. Lineage: Eukaryota; Metazoa; Chordata; Actinopteri; Esociformes; Esocidae. Gene Ontology annotation, cellular component: cytosol.
ACUCCUGAUUAUUUUAGAAUAGCUCAUCGUGGUGCAAAGAUAGCUGUUUCUCACCCCAGGUUAGUUUGAGUACGAAUUCGGUGUUCUCUUUCAUCAUGUCACAUUACGAAGAAGUAAAGGUCCAUGGUUAUGAUGAAUUCUGCAAAGCAGUGUCUGAAAGGAAGGGAAAGGACAUAUUCGCAUAUUUUUCUGGUAAUAAAGACGACCAGGGAAUGAGCUGGUGUCCAGAUUGUGUAAAAGCUGAGCCAAUUGUUAGAGGAGAAAUGUCUCACCUUCCUGAGGGCUCUGUCUUCAUCUACUGUCAGGUUGGAGAGAGGCCCUAUUGGAAGGAUCCCAAUAAUGAGUUCAAAAAGACUCUGAAGCUCAGUGGAGUUCCCACCCUGAUCCGAUAUGGCACGCCUCAGAAACUGGUUGAGGAGGAGUGUUUCAAAGCAGACUUGGUGAGGAUGAUGUUCACAGAGGACUAGACACCAAAUGGGGACUACACUCGCUCUGCACUCGGUCAUCUUCAGUUUCCCACUGUCCUGUCUCUGUCCUAGUUUGAGCCUUUUACUACACUAAAAUACCUAUAAAUUAUUGCUGCUUUGUAAUUCAGAUAGACCUCUUUGUUUCACUGCAAGGAGGUGUUAAUAAAUGAAUGUGUUGCUCUUCCUUCAUGGGAAAAAAAAAUAGAUGCCUUAUUAGAGCUACAGGAAUGCUUUUAUGAUGUGAUGUUUAAUUGAAUAAAUGGAAAUGAGUAAUAAUAACAGCCCAUUUUUGGAAAAUCUGUGGUUUCGAUGUUUGGCAUUAUCUUACUAAAAUAAUAUUGAUGUGUCACAAAGUGUUUUUUCUCCAGCAUUGAUUCUUAUGAAUAAAUUAUUAUUAGCUAUAUGGGAACCAUUUGCAUUACCUGGUAUGUGAUUUUCAUGUAAUUGUGUAGUACUUAGUUCAAUGUAGGGGGAAAUUAUGGUUAUAUGAAUAAAAUAAAUGUGAUUAAUGUCGUGUCUUUAUGGUGCAGUUCACUUCUGGACGCUAGGUGUCUCCUUCAGCCUCUCGAAAUACUUCGGCCUUUUAAUAAACAUUUUGGUUGGUUUGUGAG